Messenger RNA from Saprolegnia parasitica CBS 223.65, 2247 nucleotides. RefSeq lists its product as hypothetical. Lineage: Eukaryota; Oomycota; Saprolegniomycetes; Saprolegniales; Saprolegniaceae. The transcript is spliced from 12 exons. Gene Ontology annotation, molecular function: calcium ion binding. Bases 69 to 2156 code for a protein of 695 amino acids. The record is from RefSeq and is a predicted model, not a curated record.
CUUGGCACAGCUGGGUGCAUUUAGCCGUGCGACGAGGGCGGUUUGGAGCCUUCUCGAAGGGUCACAGCAUGGACGCAUUGCUGGAGGCUCGGGCGGCGUGCUUGGACGCGCUCGAGAGCACCAAGGCGCUGAUUUCUCAGAGCGAAGGCGAGCCCAACGGGUACGAUGUGGCGUACUUUCUACAGGCCCACGACGAUGAAGACGACGACGUGCUAAACGCAGCGCUCUUGUACACACCAAGCGGCCGGCUCAGCGCACUUGGUGUCGCCAAGUGCACGACACUCUUUCACAAGUUCAACACCGGCCACAACGGCUUCAUGUCGUACGAGGAAUUUAUCGACUACCUCGCGUCGCUCGGUCGGUCGACGCCGUCGCCCAAGGACCCGCUGCGCGACGUGAUCGACAACAUCGAGUCGUGGAAGAUGUACAUGAGUGACGCAUAUAACACGACAACCGACGGCGACUUGACCAUCCAGGGCUUUCUGCUCUACCGCGAGGCGACCGAGCACCUCUAUCCACUGGCCGCCGACUUGACGUCCUUUGGUCUUCCGUGGAUUGACGACGGUCUCGUGCGCCACAUGCAGCUCUUGACCACGUUUGCAGCGUACGACACGGCGCAGAUUGGUAAGCUGCCAAUGGCGCAGCUGCCAUACUUGCUGGCCGACGCCGGCGUGCUUGCCUCGAGGCGCGCUGUUGACAGCGUCGUGCAGCAACUGCGCGUGUUUGCCGAGUGCAUGGAGUGCAUUCUCCAGCGUAACCGCGCGAUUCGACUCUUUGGCUACAAGCAAACGUCCCGCAUCCGAUUGAGCGACUGCGCGACGUUCAUCUACCGCGACGCCUAUGUGGCGCUGGCGCUCUCAAGCUACACACCGCCGCCACUUUCGUUGUGGUCACAGGCUCUUCUGACGCUACAGCGACGGUCGUACACGGUGCUUCGUCGCUUGCACGCGUCACUGAGGACGCUACGCACGUACAUCCAGCGAGCGGCGCGCACGGGUCUCCUCCAGCUCGGCCGCCUCUUGCCCUCGACGUAUGGUGAGUAUACCAUUAAGCUCGAUGUUGGCAACCCUGAGUUUGCUACAUCGGCCGAAGUUCACAUCUCGUUUACGACCGAAGUCGACUCGUCGGCCACGUUGCACAAGCUCGGCUACCGCCACGACGGCGCCGAGUGCUUCCUGUACCUCGACUUCGUCGCCCGCAGCGAUAUUUCUGACCACGCCUUGGCCGACACGGCGCGCGCGAUGCAGUCGACCGUCGACGAUCUCUUCCACGACCACUUUGCCUCGAUGCCAUACUACCACAGCACGCUGGUCGUGACGCCGUCGCGGCUUGAGACGCAUGGGUCCCCUGUGGUCCGCGUCGUACUUCUCUUUACUGACGCGCUCGACCCGUUCAAUGUAUUUGUGGACGCGGGCUUGCCGUCCAUGCUCCAAGUGCACAACCUUCUCGCGUCGUUCGAGGUGCACGUCGCUCUCAACGUUUCGGCGCGCGACCUGCUCACCAACAAGCGCUUCAACGUCCUUGAGCACCUCGGGCUGCGCGCGUUUGCGGCCUCGCGGCUUGGUCGGCAGUCGGUCUCGCAUAUCCUCGAGCAAGUGCUACGGCACAGCCAGUACGAGGCCGAGGCGACCGCGGCCGCCAAUGCACACUUGGCGCGCGAGAAGGCAACGUUCAAGAAGCCCAACAGUCGCCGACCGACGGCAACAGCCACGACGUGGCGAGAUCAAGUCGCUCAAGCCAACGCCGCCGCACUGCACCGCAUCUGGUCCAUGACGCGGCGCCUCGUCUCGGUCAUCGCCUUCUCCAAAAUAUCGAGUUGGAACUGGGUGUUUCCGACGUUACAGCCUCUCUUUGCCCCGCAGAGCGCUUUGAAGAAGCUCUUGCCACUCCCCGUCUUUGACAAGUGGCGCAUGAUCCUCGGCACGACGGGGCAGCUGGCCACACUCUGGCGCCACGCCGUCACCGCGCUGCAAGACGACCUGCAGACGAUGGCCCGUGAGGCGCCGCCGACCGACGCAGCGACUUCACUCGACACGUACUCCGUGUUGGUGUCCAACCUCCGGGGCCUCAACGCCGUGCAGGCACAAGCUGGGUCCAUGGGCAUCGACUUGCUACUCGAAGGCUUGGACUGGAUCCCUCUGCUCCCGAGACCCUAAACCUAAACCAAACGGCAAUAGACCAUAGCACGCGUGUACGCUAGUACAGAUUCUAGACCACGGUGGUUGAAUUGUUAUCGUACAAUGUGGA